Pongo pygmaeus (Bornean orangutan) is the source of this 1814-nucleotide messenger RNA. Its product is annotated as collagen alpha-1(III) chain-like. The record is from RefSeq and is a predicted model, not a curated record. The coding region runs from base 101 to 1111 and encodes 336 amino acids. Lineage: Eukaryota; Metazoa; Chordata; Mammalia; Primates; Hominidae. The transcript has 3 exons.
UCCGCAAGCCCGCCCUGCAGGGAUCUUCGAAAGAUACCUCAGUAUACACUGCCCGCAGUUAAGAAACCACGACCUGAAAUAUUGUUUUGAAGAGGUGAAAAUGCCUCCACUCAAGUGGCCCAGGAGCGUGAUCCAGGAAGACGAACACACAGAACCAUCUUCUGCAUUGUUUGAAAAUUCAGUGGAAACUAGUGUGGGGAAAGCAGUCAAGCCCGCGCGGAGCGAUUGUGAGGGGCUCUGCUGGAAUUUGGCAGCGCGGAGGCUUGGAGAGAAGCCCCAUGCUGGCUCCCAUUCAGCCGGCCCGUUUUCCUCGAGCUUUGGAAGUUUCACUCAGCCGUGCACUCAAUGGCUUCACAAAGCUGAUUACAAGCUUCAGCGCAUUCCUGAAGGAGCCAAAAGCGACGCAGGUGCAAACGAGCCGAGGGAGCCCCUUAUCCCGGUGACAGAAUGGGACAAGCUGGGAAAGGCUUGGACCACACAAAUCCAAGGCUCACCAGGCAGCAGAAAGCCUGCCUUGGGAACCGGGGGUCAUUAUCCGCCCUAUUCAGCGGGGCCCGGGGACCCUGGGGGCCCAGCGAGGCCAGCCCGGGCGGGAGCACCGCCGCCAGCGCGCGCCAGCGACAGGGGGAACCCCGCUGGGAGCUGCGGCCAGGCCGGGGCUCAGGGCGCUGGGCUGUGCGUUUGCACAAAUCUGUGUUCUGACGGGCCGGUGUCAACCCUAGUGGGGACACGGGAGAAAGAGCACGCCAGUAGGCCACGCGGCGCGUGGGCAGUGCGCAACUUCUGUCGGCGUCCAGGCCGCACGGCCACGUCUCAGCCGGUGCCCCCAGGCCAUGGACACCCAGCUCCGGGGUCGCUCUGCGCCCUUUCUCCCCAGCCCACCUUUCCCAUUGGUCCCCUCUCCUGUCCGCGUGGCAGCGCGGCCCCGCAGGGAGCGACCCCGGGAGGGACAGUGACCGCACGCGUGGAGUGGGGAUGGUGGGGCAUGGGGCCGUCGUCUAAGAGCGUUCGCAUGGCCCAGGACGCUUUCGCUGCGAGUUUGGGGUCGAGGGGCUGUUCCCUCCCGGAGUCAUUAACUGCGUCUCCUCAUGCUCAGGGACCGGAAACUUAGGGCUGCGGGCGCCAUAAAGAAAAGGGCAGCGCCUCGCGGAGAGCGCGGGGGAAGAGGGACUGAGGCAGCGGGACGCGGGGGCGGGAGGGGCGCAGCGGGGAGCCAGAGCGCAGCGGAGGGGAGCGCUGGGGGGCGGGGAGCACUCGGGCAGCCACCCUGUCCCCGUCGGGAGCCCCGCGCUGCGUCUAGGAGGGCGCAACACGCAGUCCCCGCGGGGGCCGGAGCUCGAGCCCCCUAGUGCAUGCCCCCUCUCCUCGCGCCCUUCAGAGGCCUCGGCCCUGCCUGCCGUGCCCUGGGCCUGGUUGUGCCCGGGGGUCCCCGCGGGCAGGGCGCGGGCAGGCAGGGCGCGCGCGCCGACGCGCUUUUGUCUGAUAACUAAUUUGAGUUAAUGCGAUCUUUAUGUAAAGCUAACAGCGGAUAAUUGUCUAUUUUCUCGCCAACAGUCUCCAUCACAAUCACUUAUCUGGAAACCUGCGGUUGGAUUAAUCGUUAUAUUCCCGAGAUGAGCGUCGCUGCAAUCCGCAGCGAACGCGGGUGGGGACCUGGAGACGCCUCCCGGGCGCUGGCGGGGCCGGAGCGUGCCAGCUCCGCUACCGCCUGAGACGCGGUGUGCCCAGGUGUUGGUGCCCGCGGGCGAGGGCUGUGGGGCGCCUUCCCCAGGACUUGCUUGACUUGCUUUUCUCUCGAGUGGGUGGUGCGCGGG